CAUGGCAUGGAAAAACAGUGCCCUUCAUCAAUAUAGUGGAUUCAAGAUACAGAAUAUUGUAGGCAUAAAAUAAAUUAAUAAAAAUCCAUUUUCAUUUAGAAAAAUAGCAACACGCGGAAGAUUUCGGCAGGGUGAAAAUGUGCGAAAAGAAGAAUGUUGAAAGAAAAAUAAGAAGCCGAUUGUCACGUCUUGUCUUAGGUGAAAAUAGGCUCAUUACCGUAAAACGGUCUAAUUAGUAAAGUGCUCAGCUCUAUGUAUGAAUAACGAUUAGUCAGAAAAAUUCGGUGUAGUCGACAUUCGUCUCAUUGUUUUGUUUCUCAAUCGUUUCAAUUUGUGCGCGGCUUUUUAUGUUUUUGUCUUCGCACAUGCUAACAACGCGUGUAAACAAUAGAGUUAAAAUAAUAGUAGUUGUUAUUCGAAACAGUUGUUACAAUCGGUAUUCACAUUAAUGUACUGAUAUUUGAAAACUAUACCACAGUUUUAGUGUCAACAUCAGUUUUUAUUCAAGUUUCCUCGAGCAAAAAUGGAUAUGAAUACAGAUGGCUUUGUGGUGCCGAACAUGCAAGCAUGGUUUCGGCAGAACAGUUUCAUGUGCACACCGGACAAUGGACUACUCUACCAGUCACGGGCUGACAUAAACUACAUUGCUCCACUGGUCAACGGACAGCUUCCUAAGGUUCGCAUCAUCAACGCUAAAACAACAAUCAAAGCGCUCGCUUGCUCUCCAGAUUGGACAGAGGGCCGAGAGUUCGCCACCUAUGAUGAUCAACACGCGAUCCAAGUUUGGGAUCUUGACAAGGGAGAAUCGGUGAAAGGUCACAAAGGACACCAGCACUGGGUGUCCUCGCGUUCGGAGAAAAACAUCGAGGUUAACUCUGCUAUUUGCUACACCCACGCACAGAAAAUAGUUUCGGUUGAUCAUUCGGUUUUGAUUGUAUAUUGCCUGGUCACCAACAGCUACAAGACAUACGCCGAUUUCUUUCGCGAGAAUUCCGUAAUCGUAGUUCUUUCACCGUGCCCGUACGAACGAGACAUUUUUGCAGCCGGAUUAAAAAACGGCUUAAUUAAGAUUGUCUCCCUACAUAAAAUGACAGUAUUGUACAAUUUGCGCGGACACGAUAAGGAAAUUGUUUCACUGGAUUGGAUGAAGGUGAGUGUGCUAUCGAAGCCACCCGCGGAAAACUGGAGAAGAGAGGAGCGGCCGAAGAAAGAAGCUCGCAAGAAGAGAGACAAGAAAGUGGAAGAAAGUCCAAAACCAACAGACACAUCCACGCCGGCGGUCGACACUUCAGACAUAUUCGACAUUUACGAGUACAACGAGCAGGAAGAAGAAUUCGGAACAAUAGUGGAUCGGACUACCUCAACAUUCGAUCAGAGAGAUCGUUACCGGGAAAACAUACACACAACGGAGGGCUUUAAUUUUUUGGAAGCUUGCCAGAAUUUGAAGGAGGACAUAAUCAAAGCCAAACAGGAAGAUGAGGCGGCGGAAGAUGAAAGCGGUCAACCCGCGGAUGAUGAAACGGAAGGAGCGCACGCUUUGAAUACGGACGACGAAAACGAACUGGACGAGGCGGAAAAGUUGAGAGAUUUUAUUAUCGUUGAUGGCGAAGGAAAAGAGAAACGCAAAAGUGGCUCGGAAGAGGAAUCGGAGGAAGAACAGAAGGAGGAAGGAACGCCUCGGAUUGUACUGGCGAGUAGCAGCCGGGAGAACAUUAUUCACUUUUGGAACUACUACUCUGGAGUGUCCAUCGAUAAGGUGUCUCUUCCGAACAGCAAUGUGAGCAAACGCCUGUGUCCGGGGACAUUUAUUACGGCGGUGUGGUUGAAUGAGUCGAAAAUUGUAGCCAAUAGUAUUACAGGAAACGUUUUCGAGUGGAAGGUUUCGUUCUACUUUCAAGGGCCGUCAAUCAGAAUGAAAGCAACUCGAAGUCUAAAGCACUAUCCCGUAGAUGCAGCGAUUUAUGUUGUGCGGGCCAUGGGCCCCAUUGCCGAUUAUGAUCCGAAAGUGAGAUACAUUUGGUGUCAGUCACUCAAUCGGAAAUUUUUGGCUGUUUCCACAUCGGAGAAGCCGGAAAUCGUAGCAGAUUUGGCCUGCCUUGCUAUUGGAAAUACGUGCGUGGUUGAAAACCCUAUGGAAUCGACCGUGUUGGCAAUUGGUUGUACCGAUCGAAGACUGGUUACGCUGAACCUUGCAAGCAUGGCUUACAACGAGGUUACCGGUGUGCCUUUCAUGAACAAAGUAAGCAGUAAAGUUACUGCGCUCGAUUGGCACCCGGAACGGGAGAAUAUAAUUGCGUUCGGAACUUCCGAAGGUAGAGUGGGCAUGCUCGAUACGAACAACCAAAUAAACGUGCCGGUACUGUUACCCUCCUUUCUUUCGACUGACGUGUACAGUCUGAAGUGGAGUGAGAUUACCGAUGAUAUGCGGGUACGGCAGACGGUGCUGUUCGCAACCGGCAAGGCCAAGAUGGCGUACUAUAAGAUGAAGCCGGGAAAGCAUGAGAUGAUCGAGAUGCAUCAGUGCGGCAUGGUUUCGAGUGUGUCGGCUUCGGAGCAGUACCUGUUUGUUGGCACCCAGGAUGGCUUUGUGUACGUCAACGAUCUCAGCAAGAAUCUCGCACAGUUGUACCGCCGCAGCAUCACCCGUCGCUACAUCACCUCGAUGCAGUUUAAGGACAAUAUUUUGGCCGUUGCAUCGAAUGAAAACAGUAUUAGGCUUAUCGAUUUCAGUAGUACGAUUGACGAUAACGUUGACGACAACAUCAGGCUGCUGGAUGGCCACAGUAAAGGCGUUUGCUGCCUACGGUGGGGUUACGGUGAUAGCAAACUUCUGGUGUCGGGUGGCUUUGACAGCAGUGUCCGCGUGUGGGACACGAUCAACCGCAGUUGUAUAGCGGUAUACAACAGUGUUGAUUCCGUGUAUUGCGCCAUAUUUUCGCCGAUCAAUGAAAACAUCAUCAUUUUGACCGGCAAGGGAACAACGUUGGCGUUCAUUGACUACACAAAGCAUCCUCCGUUGGAUAAAUCUACAGUAAAGAAGCCAAAGCAACCGCAAUGGGGGGUUAAUUCCGAGGGCGCGGCCAGCAAAAAGAAAGGCAGAGAUAGAACACGCAUUACUAAAUGUACUGAACAACUCGACUCACUUCGACUUUCAGGCGAAGCUGCAGAAGAGAAGGUUGAACCGACCACACGUUCUGAAGAAAGUAAGGAAGAAGAAGAAAAGUUCGAGAAGACUGACGCACAGGUAGACGAGCUGGCCGAUCAGUUGAAGCAGGUUAAGUUCAAAGAAAUCAAGCCAAUUCAACUGAAGAGCAAUGUUCCGACGACGUUUCAUUUGUCGAAUCGAGAGAUUAACAAACCUAUCGAUGUGCUCGAAUGCAUCAUAAGAGUGGCUAAUUUCAAAGAGCCAGACGACGACGAAGAUCAGGUUGAUGAAGAUGGCGACGCAUCCGAGAAAGUGGAACCAAAGUCUGAUGAACCGAAGUAUUUUAACGAGAAGUUGUUCACCUCAGAGAAGAACCUACGGGACUUGAUAGCGGAGGAAACUAAAAAUCAUCACGAUGGUCGAACUUCAUCGAUAGGGACGAUUCUGUUGCCUCAGAUCGGAUUUAGAUUGAAGGAAGAGAUCGUCGAAAGGAUUGCGUCCAGAACGCUUACGGAUCAGCUCGUGGCACUAGCUCCGUCAAUUUCCUAUGAAUUUUGGCGCAAAUGUUGCGAAGCCUACGGAUAUCAAUUCCUGGAGAAACAAUACGCGCUUGCGUCAAUUCCAUACUUCUUGGCUAGUCAUAAGAUAACCGAAGCCAUUGAUUACCUAUGCAAGCACAAGUUCUUCCGCGAGGCGUGGGCCAUCUGCAAACUACGCAAAGACAGUGACGAUCCAAUUCGCGCACAGGUGUCCACCGAGUGGGCACAGUAUUUGGAAACUGUCGGUAACCUUGAGGGAGCUGCCCUCGUUUGGACUGCGGCAAAACAAUACAAAAACGCUAUUGCAGCUCUAUCCAAGCGAAAGGAAAUAACCGAACAUAUGCAACGUGCCAUAGAUGAACUGAACGCGAAGCUACAAGAAGCUGCUGAGUGACCUGAAAUUUUUGUUCUGUUUUACGUUUUUAUUUGAUCAACUUUUGAUGCCUGCCCACUGAUAUUACCGGGUACCAUCUGAAUAAAUAUUCUUGAACUCAA
Molecule: messenger RNA, 4179 nt
Organism: Topomyia yanbarensis
Lineage: Eukaryota; Metazoa; Arthropoda; Insecta; Diptera; Culicidae
Product: protein rigor mortis-like
Exons: 13
Coding region: 524-4078 (1184 amino acids)
Molecular function (GO): protein binding
Source: RefSeq, a predicted model, not a curated record